Molecule: messenger RNA, 754 nt
Organism: Aedes albopictus (Asian tiger mosquito)
Lineage: Eukaryota; Metazoa; Arthropoda; Insecta; Diptera; Culicidae
Product: mantle protein
Exons: 2
Coding region: 178-738 (186 amino acids)
Source: RefSeq, a predicted model, not a curated record
GGUCACUAGUGACCUGGUGGUGUAGUCUUGAUUUGCCGAAUUUAUUGGGCUGCUCUAAUAUAAAAAUCGCACACGUCUGACCGAAAGACAUCAUUCGUUUGUCAUCAACUCCCCAGUUGAGAUCAUCUGUCCCGAAGUCACUGGAGCGUGAUUUAUUCGAUUAAGGCGUUUUAAAAAAUGAAGGCGUUCGUAGUGCUAUCCAUGGCUCUGGCCAUCGCAUCCAGCGCGGCUGUUGACGAUUCCGCCAAGAAGGAGAAACGUGGACUCUGGGAACUGGGCUACGGCCACGACAACUUGGACCUGAACAACCACUACGACCAUCACCAUCUGGAUUUCGACCACCACCACAAAGAAGUCAACCACGUUUCGACCACCAUUACCAAGAAGGUCCCAGUCCCGUACCCAGUCGAGGUCGAGAAGCACGUCCCCGUGGAAGUGAAGGUCCCCUACCCAGUGCACGUCGAAAAGAAGGUCCCGGUCUACGUCGAAAAGCAAGUCCCGGUGGUCGUUGAGAAGAAGGUCCCCUACCACGUUGAUCGCCCAGUUCCCUACCCAGUUGAGGUCAAGGUCCCAGUCGUCCACAAGGAAUACGUCGAAGUGCCCAAGCCAUACGCAGUUCAUGUUGAGAAGCCCGUUCCAGUGAUCGUCCAGAAGCCGGUGUACGUCGAGAAGCAUGUCCCAGUGACCGUGCACGUCAAGGAGCACCACCACAAGAACAAGCACUGGGGACUGUUCUAAGCGAUUGAUGAUUCGU